Molecule: messenger RNA, 795 nt
Organism: Fulmarus glacialis (Northern fulmar)
Lineage: Eukaryota; Metazoa; Chordata; Aves; Procellariiformes; Procellariidae
Product: chromosome unknown open reading frame, human C3orf52
Source: RefSeq, a predicted model, not a curated record
AUGAGUUGCCUCCAUGCUUUCUUCAGAGACAGAGGUCCUUGCACAGAGACAGAAGCUAUGAAAAGGCAAAGCUCUGGUCAGGAGCAUGAGAUUAUUGAAUUACAAGAAGAUAAUGUGGAGGAAAGUCAGGCUGAUCAUGACAAGCCUCUAAAUGCUCAAACAAGAAAGGAGAGAGAUCACUGGAAAUCAUGUGGGAAUGUAGUUUUCUGGAGGUGUAAACUAUGGAUGGUUAUAAGUACAAUUUUUCUAGUACUCUUCCUGGUCAUUCUCAUCAGCCUAAUUCUUUAUUCUAAUGUUUACACGGAUGAGGAUGACUAUUGGGAUCCUGAUGCACUACUAAAUAGUGGAAAUUGUCGCAAUUUUUCGGGAACGUUGGAGUUAAUGUGUGGUCUCCCACACCUUUUCUCUGAAGACAUUACUAAGAGGUUAACAGAUGUCUACAGUUCAUCUCCAGCUCUAGGACGCUAUUUUAGGUCAGCUCAGGUGGCUUAUUUCAGUAAUGAAAGCUCCACUGUAUUUUAUCAGCUAGAGUUUUCUGUGCCACCAUCAACAGAGGGGUUUAUGGAAAACACAAUGAACCCAGAUUUUAUAAGGAACGUUUUACGUCAAAAUAUUUAUGACGAAGAUGAUACUUUUAAUCCUGGGACAUCUGAAUGUAACAGGUUAAAGCUUGACCCGACUUCUCUCACAUUAACAUGUAAGUGUUGUACGUUAGAGAGACUUUUUACAACGAGCAGAAGUAUUUACUUGAAAGGAGGGAAAUCUUUCUGGAAAGAUGUUGAGAUUUGUUGGUAA